Molecule: messenger RNA, 952 nt
Organism: Aspergillus aculeatinus CBS 121060
Lineage: Eukaryota; Fungi; Ascomycota; Eurotiomycetes; Eurotiales; Aspergillaceae
Exons: 2
Coding region: 98-652 (184 amino acids)
Source: RefSeq, a predicted model, not a curated record
AAAACAGUCUGAAGGAACACAGUCUGAUAUCCAUAUCCACUCUCCCCACUGGCCCAAGAACGCACAUCUCUCACUUAAAACAGCCACCGCAUCCACAAUGAAGCUCCCCCUCACCAUCAUCAGCAUGCUCGCCCUCACCACCGCGCUGACCCUCACCCCGCGCGACGCGGAACAAGGCGACCCCGUCGUCGAAUGCGGCGACCUGGACGUGUUGACCGUGGACCCCGCCGACCUCCCCGCGGGCGUUGCCCCCAGCGACGUCCGGAAAUGCCUGGACCACCCGCUCGGCCGGAACCGGCCUGUCAAGGGCGCAUCGCUGGCGCCGCUCGACGCGGUGGAUGUCGCGUUCUGGCAGAACAGCACGGUGGACACCGUCACGGGCACAGGCUCCAGUCCCGUGGAGGCGCGCUCGGACGGCCUCGACGGCCUCGAAGCCCUGGAGAAGCGGUCGUGCUACAAAGACGCGCCGUACGGGUGCUCUGGUGGGUAUUGCUGGAAGGCCUGCGGGAACACGAACAAGGGCGAGUGGUGCUGGACAGCGGCCAAGGCCGGGCUGGGCGCGUGGAUCAAGUGCAGCAAGUGGCAGGACUGCGGGACGGCGACGUAUGCGUGUGGGAGGGGAGGGUGUCCGGCUUGUGGGUGUGGUUGUUAGCGGUGGGGGGGCUGGAUGGACGCAUGGUCACCGCGCUAUGGGGAGCAGUGUGGGCGUUGAGGUAUAUAAUUAGUGUUGUUCUUGAGUUGGUACGCGGAGGAUUGAUGAUCCAGGACGUGCAGUGAAAUUGGGCAACAGGUACAGUACUGUCUGAUAUAAUAAAAACACUUCGUUGUCUUGGACACUUUUGUAUUAGCUUCUCAUGUUUGUGGGUAUCAUAGCCCUUCAAUCUCGUACAGUAUCAGAGUAGUCAACCGGUAUUAGGCUAAGUAGCCUGCUUGCUUACUGAAUGCUAUGAGU